UAUAAUCAUAGUCUAUCGCCAAAUCAGUUUGUCCGUAUGCGCCGGGCUGUGGAACGUGCUCUCAAUGUGUGGCCAAGUCACUUGACUGAAAUCUGAUGUUAAGCGCCGCGCGUGCAGAGGAAAAUGGUCCGAAGUCGGCGGCCCGCGGACUAAGAUAAUGCGAGAUAAGUAUGGUCGGACUGACGGUGCUUUUUCAUCCCGUAAAGAUGGAUCGUGACAGUGUAGGUAAUCUAUACCGUGCUGCUGUUAAAUACAGUCGUACAAUGAGGCGGUUUGCCCCCGACCCCCGUGACAACCUUGAUUCUCUCGGAAGAUCACAAAUCACACUACACUAUGUCGGCCAACCCCCUCACCUACCCCUCAUCCCGCCGACCUUUCUCCUUGGAUGUUUUCAAGAGCCCUCCCAGCGAGUACCGGGGAGCACCCUUCUGGGCAUGGGUAACCAAGCAGGAGAAGCAGUCCACUGUGGAUCAAAUAAAGAUGCUUGAGGAGAUGGGGAUGGGCGGAUUCCACAUGCACACCCGUGUCGGGCUGGAUAUCCCCUAUCUUGGAGAAGAAUUUAUGAGCAUCGUUGAGGGAUGUGUAGAUGAGGCAAAGAAGAGGGGAAUGUCAGCAUUCUUGUAUGAUGAGGAUCGAUGGCCUAGUGGAUUUGCGGGAGGCAAGGUUCUCGAAGGGCAUCCAGAACUCAGACAUCUACAUCUGUUGUUCACUCCCUGGGCUUAUGGUUCAGAAUUAGGGUACAAGAAACCCGAUUUUCCCAUUGCCAACGCUGCACCUAUGCGGAGUGAGCUUGGUACCCUUUUGGCUAUGUACGCCAUUAAGCUCCAAGACGGGUUUCUUCACUCAUCCCGUAUCAUCUCCUCCACUUCCGACCUCAAAACUUCUGAAGUUGUGUGGUAUGCUUAUGCCGAACCUUUGCCUGAUAGCGGCUUCUUCGGAGAUCAGACUUACACGGAUCUCCUCAGCAAAGAGAUGACAUCUCGCUUUAUCGAGGUCACGCAUGAAGUGUACAAAAAGCAUGUAGGAUCAAGCUUCGGGAGCGUUGUACCCUCAAUUUUCACUGAUGAACCGCAAUAUUGUCCUAUGUCGACGCUCAAUGUUGCUGAGAAGCCUCAAGACGUCUUCCUCCCAUGGACAAGAGGGAUUAUUGGUUCUUUCAAAGCUAGCAAGGGUGGAGAUCUGCUGGAACUUCUACCUCGACUCGUCUGGGACUCUGCAGAUGGACAGCCAAAUACCACAAGAUCCCAAUUUUUGGAUCAUGUAUGCGAACUUUUUUCAACAAAUUAUAUUGGCACGAUCGCAAAGUGGUGUGCGAAAAACAAUAUUAUGUGCAUUGGGCAUAUGAAUGCAGAACCCACAUUGGCAUCCCAAACAGCUCAGAAUGGCGAAGUCAUGCGAUGUUAUCGUGAAAUGCAGUUCCCAGGAAUUGACAUGCUCUGCGAUAAACGCGAACUCAACACCGCAAAGCAAGCCGCUAGCGUAGCUCGUCAGUACGGUAGGCCAGGGGUAAUGAGUGAACUCUACGGCGUGACCGGCUGGCAGUUCACUUUUGAGGGUCAUAAAGGGCAGGGAGACUGGCAAGCGGCGCUGGGAGUCACGCUUAGAGUGCACCAUUUAUUCUGGAGUACGAUGGAAGGGGAGGCGAAAAGGGACUAUCCUGCGUGUAUCGGGUAUCAAUCCCCUUGGUGGAAAGAGUACAAGACGAUCGAGGAUCACUUUGCACGAGUCAAUUCCGCCUUAACUCGAGGUAAACCUGUUACCAGGGUCGCUGUCAUCCAUCCUAUCGAGAGCUAUUGGCUCUGCUUUGGUCCAAAGGACAAGAAUGCAGAGGAGCUCGAUUAUCGCGAGCAGGCAUUUGCUCAGCUUACAGAAUGGCUACUCGGCAGCCACAUCGAUUUUGACUUUAUCUCCGAGUCACUCUUCCCAGAACUCACCUCUCUCGAAGAGAUUACUAGUACUCUUUCCGUUGGAGAGUGCAAGUACGAUGUUGUUAUUGCCCCAAACCUUCGCACCAUCCGAUCUACCACUCUUGAAAGAUUGGACAAAUUUGCGAAAGAAGGCGGUAAAGUUAUAUUCGCGGGAUCUACACCGACCCUUGUCGACACCCUCACUCCUUCCUCACCACCUUCCAUACCCAUGGCGGUCACACUUCCAUGGUCUAGAGCCCAGGUUCUAUCUGCUCUUCAGCCCUUCAGAGAUGUUGAUAUGGUAAUCAAUGAGAGCACCUUGUAUAGGACCCAAGGGAAGAAAGCCGAUACCUUGUUUUACCAGAUGAGGGAAGAGGGUGAAGAACGUUGGGUGUUUAUAUGUAACACCGACCGUAAGGAGAGUACUCCUGUAGAAGUUGGAUUCAAAGGGGAGUGGAAGAUUGAGGUCCUUGAUACAAUGAAGGCGGAUGCAUGGGCGAUCCAAUGUAAUCAGAGGAACGGGUGGACCUAUCUCAAAUAUUGGUUUGACGGAUGUGAGAGUGUGCUUCUGCAUCUCGUUCAAGGGUCUUCGAAGAAUGGGAAGCCUCAAACGGUUGUGAGGAGACAAUACAAGCAAGUGGCCGAUGUCAAACUCCAAUCCAUCUCCCUUUCUGAACCCAACACCCUAUUACUGGAUUAUUGCACUUACAAAUGGGAUGAUGAGCCUUGGUCCUCCUCCUCGGAGGAGAUCUUGGCUAUUGACCAGCUCCUUCGCCGACGUUUCGGUCUGUUCCUCAAAGGCGCCAAAUUCCGUCAACCUUAUACUAUCCCAUCAUCUUCUCGCAAGCCCAUAGGCAAGCUUCGUUUGCGUUUCGUGUUCAGAGCUGCAUGCGAAGUGCAAGAAGCCCAUCUGGCGAUUGAGGGUGCUGACAAAGUCAAGAUGUGGCUAGACGGACAGCAAGCGAAGAUGAAGGUUGAUGGGUGGUGGGUCGAUAAAUCUAUCAAGACUAUCCCCUUGCCUUGUAUCACCGAGGGAACGCAUACGAUUGAGUUUGAGUACGACUAUAGUAUGCUUACGAACCUUGAGCGCAUUUAUAUCCUUGGCUCAUUCGGUGUCGAUGUUCGAGGCAGAACGACGUCCAUUGUCCCUCUUGACCUCUCGACCAUCGAAUGGGGUGAUAUCACCCGCCAAAACCUUCCGUUCUAUACGGGCAAUAUCACCUAUCAUUGUACAUUCACCUCACUUGGCAACACCCCUCAAGCUAUCAGAGUUGCUCGUUACGCUGGCCCAGCCGUAUCAGUCGACGUUGAUGGCUCCCGCGCAGCGCUGCUUGUUCAUGAACCCUAUGCGUUUGAGCUUGGAAACCUUUCAAAGGGUGCGCAUACCGUCGAUUUCACUUGCUAUGGUGACAGACACAAUGCAUUUGGAGCUGUACAUCUCGUCCCCAACAAGACAAAUUGGCUCAAUGCCGAUACUUGGAGGAGUGAUUAUGAUUGGUGGUCGGAGGAAUAUGUUUUGGGAGAGAUUGGCAUUCUCAAUGCGCCAAGGGUCGAAGAGCCCGGAUUAGAAGUACCCAAACAAGUAAGAAGAGGCCUGAUGCUGCAUGUGUAGAAAAUAUGUAAAGUUUUAUAUGGCCGAUCUAUG
Cryptococcus deneoformans JEC21 is the source of this 3552-nucleotide messenger RNA. RefSeq lists its product as hypothetical. The record is from RefSeq and is a predicted model, not a curated record. The coding region runs from base 334 to 3519 and encodes 1061 amino acids. The transcript has 6 exons. NCBI's taxonomy places the organism in Eukaryota, Fungi, Basidiomycota, Tremellomycetes, Tremellales, Cryptococcaceae.